Branchiostoma belcheri (Belcher's lancelet) is the source of this 1507-nucleotide messenger RNA. Its product is annotated as thioredoxin-like protein 4A. Gene Ontology annotation, cellular component: U5 snRNP; U4/U6 x U5 tri-snRNP complex; spliceosomal complex. Lineage: Eukaryota; Metazoa; Chordata; Leptocardii; Amphioxiformes; Branchiostomatidae. The transcript has 3 exons. The record is from RefSeq and is a predicted model, not a curated record. Gene Ontology annotation, biological process: mRNA splicing, via spliceosome. The coding region runs from base 214 to 642 and encodes 142 amino acids.
CACUGACAUGCCCGGCAAGAAAAGUCUCGAAAUUUUACUUUCAGAUUUUCUCACAAAAUUGCGGAUUGUAUUAUAAUAUAUUUUCGCACAUAUUACAAAGUUGAGUGCCGGAAGAACCCUACUCCAGGAGAGCGUGUUAACGGGACAUAGAAAGGGGCUAUUUUCCCAGAAAAGUUUUCUUCCCUCGGAAAGGACAGCUUCUGAUUGGUCGCCAUGUCGUACAUGUUGCCACAUCUGACCAAUGGCUGGCAGGUGGACCAGGCCAUUCUGUCGGAGGAGGACAGGGUUGUUGUGAUCAGGUUCGGCCACGACUGGGACCCCACCUCUAUGAAAAUGGAUGAGACCUUAUAUUCCAUCGCAGACAAGAUCAAGAACUUCGCAGUGAUCUACCUUGUGGACAUCUCGGAGGUUCCAGACUUCUGUAAGAUGUACGAACUGUACGACCCGUGCACAGUCAUGUUCUUCUACAGAAACAAACACAUCAUGAUCGACUUGGGAACAGGAAACAACAACAAGAUCAACUGGGCCAUCGAGGACAAACAGGAGAUGGUGGACAUUAUAGAGGUGGUCUACAGGGGAGCUAGGAAGGGCAGAGGUCUCGUGGUGUCACCUAAGGACUACUCAACCAAGUACAGAUACUAGAAAUCACACACAGGAGAUGGUGGACAUUAUUAUAGAGGUGGUCUACAGGGGAGCUAGGAAGGGUAGAGGUCUCGUGGUGUCACCUAAGGACUACUCAACGAAGUAUAGAUACUAGAAAACAUCAAACAAUGGUCUCUGUUAUGUCAACCCAAGGACUACUCAACCAAGUACAGAUACUAGAAUUUCUGAGUAAAAAUCUUACACAGAUCACCCAAGGACUACUCUACCAAGUACAGAUACUAGAAUUUCUGAGUAGGAAUCUUACACAGAUCACAAGGACUACUCAACCAAGUACUGAUACUAGAUAUUACAUGCAGGUCAACCAAGAACAACUGAACCAAAUACAGAUACUAAAAUUCACAUCCAAAAUACUUCGAAGAUCACUCCAUCAAAUACAGAUCAUGCAAAAUUUUACCUGUGCUCUAGAUAUUUGUUCCAACAUCAACUAUACCUGAUGGAAACAGUACACAAGGUCCUGUAGCAGUUAGUGUAGUAGGCUGCUAUCUUUUUAUUUCCCCAUUUUAGUAGAUUGAUUUUCGACGACUGGGUGGUUCAAAGCACCAUCACAGUGUACUCACUACUGCACAGUCAGUGAAGAUUGUUGUGUUUCAUUUUGAAACAUAGCUGGAAAUCUGAGAAGGGCACUUUUUAAAAAUGCUAUGGCCACUUGAUGUAUCUAUUAUGGCUUAAAUUUAAAAGACAGGACCACAAUGUACACAGUAGUCUGCACAAGUAAUGACAUGAAAGUGUUAAGCACUAGGUGAAUUUUUAAUGUGUAAGUUGACAUAUUUCUGAACAGAUGUUAAAUACAGUUUAAGUUAGCAAUAGUGAUAUGGCGAUGUGUCUUUAAAGUAUAAUUUAGUUG